AGAAUACAACAUGAGAAAGAGUGGAUAGUAUCUAGUAGUUGUUGUAUUUGUAAAUCAACAUAUUGCAGUUGUAACAUUAAGUCAUAAACACAAACAAUAAAAGUAGUUAAUGUUGUUGAAAUUCAAAUAUUGACACACACACAACAUGAGUGGUGGUGGAGAAGGAGGUGAAGAAGGACCAGAUUUGCAAUUUACUCCAACAUGGGUUGUUGCUCUUGUUUGCACUGUUAUUGUUGCCGUUUCAUUUGCGGUUGAACGUUCUCUUCAUUAUGUUGGCAAGUUUCUCAAGAAGAAAAACCAAAAAGCACUCUUUCAAGCCUUGCAAAAAAUCAAAGAAGAGUUGAUGUUAUUGGGUUUUAUUUCUCUGUUUCUGACGGUAACACAGAAUAGAAUUACAAAAAUAUGUGUUCCUGAGAAUUGGACUCAUCAUAUGCUUCCUUGUAGUCUUGAUGAAAAAGAUGAAGAAUCCAAAAAAUCCACUUCACAUUUUCAGACUUUUUUCUCUUCCAAUGAUGUUUUCGGCACUACUAGGCGCCUUUUAGGUGAUGACCAUCCAUCAACAGAAGAAACACUUGGAUAUUGUGCUGCUAAGGGCAAGGUGCCUCUAUUAUCAGUGGAAGCACUGCAUCAUCUGCAUAUCUUUAUUUUUGUCCUAGCUGUUGUUCAUGUGACUUCAUGUGUUUUGACUAUAGUUUUUGGAGGAUUAAAUAUUCGUCGGUGGAAGCACUGGGAAGACUCUAUUACAGAUGAAAAUCAUGAAACACAACAUGCGCCAGAUCGAACUGUGACUCAUGUUCAUCAACAUGCUUUUAUCAAGGAUCAUUUUACUGGUUUUGGCAAAGAUUCUGCUAUAAUGGGAUGGGUGAGAUCCUUUUUCAAGCAAUUUUAUGGAUCUGUUACAAAGUUGGAUUAUGUGACAUUAAGGCUUGGUUUUAUUAUGACUCACUGUAAGGCAAAUCCAAAGUUUAAUUUUCACAAAUACAUGAAUCGUGCCCUUGAAGAUGAUUUCAAAAAAGUUGUUGGUAUUAGUUGGUAUCUUUGGGUCUAUGUGGUCCUCUUUUUGUUGCUUAAUAUCAAUGGUUGGCACACAUAUUUCUGGAUUGCUUUUAUUCCUCUCAUUCUUCUACUUGCUGUUGGAACAAAGCUAGAACAUGUAAUAAUUCAAUUAGCUCAUGAAGUAGCUGAAAAACAUACAGCCAUACAAGGUGAAUUAGUUGUUCAACCAUCAGAUGAUCACUUCUGGUUUCAUCGUCCACGCAUCGUCCUCUUCUUGAUUCACUUGAUCCUUUUCCAAAAUUCUUUUGAGAUAGCAUUCUUUUUUUGGAUACUGGUCACAUAUGGUUUUGAUUCAUGUAUAAUGGGAAGAAUUCGCUACAUUAUUCCAAGGCUCAUUAUUGGGGUAUUUAUUCAGCUGCUAUGUAGUUAUAGUACCCUACCAUUGUACGCACUUGUCACACAGAUGGGAACUCAUUUUAAGAGUGUUAUAUUUGAUGAGCAAGUACAAGCAAGGCUUGUUGGUUGGGCACAAAAGGCAAAGAAGAAAGGAUUAAGAGGUGAUAAUAACCAAUCUAAUCAAGAAAGUGCUCAUCAUGGUUCAAGUGUUAAUAUUCAGUUAGGGUCAAUAUUUAGAAGAGGAUCAGUCCCAGAAAACAAUACUAUUGUUUCUAGAGAUGAAGAGUCUGGAUGAAAAAAUAGUCAUGUAACAAAAAUGUUAAUAGUUAUUAUAUAUUAUAAUAUUUUUUUUAAUGUGUUCUCUCAGUCAAAAUUUUGAGGUAAUCAUGUUCGAGAAACAUAUACUAAACAUGAGCAUAUUCUCCA
Messenger RNA from Cicer arietinum (chickpea), 1818 nucleotides. RefSeq names its product MLO-like protein 1. Gene Ontology annotation, cellular component: membrane. Gene Ontology annotation, biological process: defense response. Lineage: Eukaryota; Viridiplantae; Streptophyta; Magnoliopsida; Fabales; Fabaceae. The record is from RefSeq and is a predicted model, not a curated record.